UCCCAUCUGCUAUUGAAACCUUCUGUUUCAGCCAAUCAGAGGGCAGCCAAUCAGAAGAAAGCAGGUUUUUAGGGAAGCAUUGCAGGCCAGUCUUUGAACUGGCCCCAACAGGGAAUUAAAAAACAACAAACAGAGGAGGAUACAGGUCAAAAGGGAAAGCCAGGAGCAUCUCUGAGCAGAUGCUCCUGUAUAACCUGAGCUGUUUAGAUCAGACAAUGUCAGGAAAGAUGUGCAGCAGCAGCAGCAGUGUUAUUCAGGCACAAAAACUGGUGGAUCAACUUCGGGUAGAGGCAAGCAUGGAGAGAUUCAAGAUCUCUCUGACAGCAGCAGAUUUAGUCCAGUACUGUCAGGAGCACAGGCGCAGUGACCCCCUGCUUACUGGCAUAGCUGCUUCAUCCAAUCCCUUCAAAGAUAAGAAGACCUGUUUGAUUCUUUGACAGCUCCCAGACGGCGCUGUGAGGAAAACCUCUGUCCGAGAACGCAACCACGAACAUGUACUGUGUAAAAGAUACUACAUGUUCUCAUCUGGAAAAUCACGAAA
This is a messenger RNA of Pundamilia nyererei, 541 nucleotides long. RefSeq names its product guanine nucleotide-binding protein G(I)/G(S)/G(O) subunit gamma-7-like. The record is from RefSeq and is a predicted model, not a curated record. Gene Ontology annotation, cellular component: heterotrimeric G-protein complex. NCBI's taxonomy places the organism in Eukaryota, Metazoa, Chordata, Actinopteri, Cichliformes, Cichlidae. The transcript has 4 exons. Gene Ontology annotation, biological process: G protein-coupled receptor signaling pathway. Gene Ontology annotation, molecular function: G-protein beta-subunit binding. The coding region runs from base 180 to 437 and encodes 85 amino acids.